UCUUCCUUAAUGGAAGUCUAACCCAGCCCUUGUUGUACACACUAUACGUAAUGUGUCAUUUUUCACGUGUUCUUGACUGUUCCCGGUAAUUUUAUUAAGUUGUACCGACAAAAUCAACGAAAAUAUACCCAGUGAAUUAUUUUCUGGUAACCAACAAGGAAAAUGUCCGGUACCUUGAAGCCUUACUUGACGGCAGUGAGACGUACACUCACGGCUGCAAUGUGCUUGGAGAAUUUCUCGUCACAAGUAGUCGAGAAGCACAAUAAACCAGAGGUCGAAGUCAGAGAAAGCAAGGAACUGUUAUUAACUCCUGUUCUUAUAAGCAGAAACGAGAAGGAAAAGGUUUUGAUCGAAUCGAGCGUUAACAGUAUGCGAAUAAGCAUAGCCGUUAAGCAAGCAGAUGACCUUGAAAAGAUUCUUUGUCAUAAAUUCACAAGAUUCAUGAUGAUGCGAGCUGAAAAUUUUAUAAUCCUUAGGAGGAAACCUAUAGAGGGAUAUGAUAUAAGUUUCUUAAUCACUAAUAUUCAUGUGGAACAAAUGUUCAAACACAAAAUAGUGGAUUUUGUGAUCUAUUUUAUGGAAGAGAUCGACCGAGAGAUCAGUGAAAUGAAAUUAUCAAUGAAUGCUAGAGCUCGGAUCUGUGCUGAAGAAUUCUUGAAAAGAUUUUAAUCAGUCAUCCAACACCGGGUUUAAAAAAAAUUAGAUAGCGAUCAAACGAGACGUACGGGAGAGGAGCGAAGAAGAUAGUGGUAAUGGAAACGGAAGGUGUUAGUGUAGAUGAUCGGCGUGUUGAGUACACUCUUUUUUUUUCUAUCUCUCUUCCUCUAUUAUUUUGUAUAUUAAUAUUGACUUACUUUAUUCAUCAUGUUUUAUUUCUCGAAUUUCAUAAAAUAGGCACAGAAAAUUUGAUCUGUGCUGUUCUAGUAACUAUACAAUGUUGCAUGUACAGUUAUAAUUUAGUUUCUUAAUUGUGCAAAGUUUUUUUUUUGUAUACAAUGGGAAAAUCACAAGAAAAGGAAUAGAAUCCUAUCUCGCGAAUUUUAAGAGGCACGAGGUAAUCAUAACAUCGGGUGAUUAUUCAAGAAACUUAUGAGGUGUUCCAAGCAGUCUGUAUGUGCAAUAAUGAAUGUUUUACAUACUAAUGCGAUAAUAUGUGAAAUUAAUACCGCUAUAUAAGAUUUCCUUAGUCGGAAAUUUUACUAAUUUAAUGAAACCUAAUAGAGUGUCCCCCUUUUCCAUCCAAAACGUGAACAUCGAGGAUUACUUUGCAUUAAAAAAGUAGUGUAUUUACAAAUCCAAAUAAGAACAACGUAUUUCAUAAUCGAAACUAAUCGCCUCGAAGAUGUUUAUUUCCUUGAAUACUUUGCAAGUAUCUGUAUGAUAAGUGUGAAUGGCAAAAGAUGUUUAAGUGUACCGGACAUUGAAAUAAUGUGAUAACGUAUGUGACCAAAGAGUCACGGCACCUCACAGCAUUUUUUAACUAGUAUUUAAUUGAAUCGCGAUAUUUCGCCAUUACAAACGUCCAAUGAUACUUUGUUUCAUUAAGUUUUAAUGACUGCCAAAACCUCAUAUAGCCUAACCGAAGCGGAAGAUUGUAACUGUGACUAUAACAUAAGUACGCUCUGUGGCCUGUGGUACUGUCUAUAAUUACUAAACACACCGGACCGUGUUCCAUCGUCUUAUAUUUAUAAUAAAGUUAGAGUGAAUGUGUA
Messenger RNA from Orussus abietinus, 1712 nucleotides. RefSeq names its product actin-related protein 2/3 complex subunit 4 (gene Arpc4). Gene Ontology annotation, cellular component: actin cytoskeleton; Arp2/3 protein complex. Gene Ontology annotation, biological process: actin filament polymerization; Arp2/3 complex-mediated actin nucleation. NCBI's taxonomy places the organism in Eukaryota, Metazoa, Arthropoda, Insecta, Hymenoptera, Orussidae. Gene Ontology annotation, molecular function: actin filament binding. The transcript has 4 exons. The record is from RefSeq and is a predicted model, not a curated record. The coding region runs from base 163 to 669 and encodes 168 amino acids.